AUGGUGUAUGCGAGGUCGACACGUUUCACAGAGACGGCGUUCAAGGGGAAUCCAUCUUCCGUGUGUCUGCUCGAGGAGGAGAAGGAUGUAGCAUGGCUGCAAAGCUUGGCUCGGGAGUUCAACCAAGCUGUGACAAGCUAUUUGACUCAGCUAACCUGUGAUCAACCUGAAAUGGAAGCAGAUUUUAACCUCCGUUGGUUCACUCGCGAUGGCGAUGAGAUUCCCCUUUGCGGGCACGCGACUCUAGCAGCAUCCCAUUUUAUUUUUGGCCAUGUCUUGCCCGGCUGCAAUGUGGUAAAGCUAUCAACCUUGUCAGGACCAUUGAUUGUCCGGAGAAUCCAAGAUUUGACAUUUCCAGGAACAUUCUCCAUUGAGAUGGAUUUUCCAGUGCUGCCAUUGGUGGACUACAAUGCUCCCGAGGCGCCGCCAGUGUCCAGCCUCCUGACAGGCGCUCCAAUCCUGGAAAUCAAGAAGACAGCCCUGGAAGACUACCUCUUUGUUGUUUUUUCGUCUGGAGACGAUGUCAAAGCAGUGAAGCCACAGAUUGAUGCCAUAAGGAAGUAUCCAGCCAGGGGAAUCAUCAUCACUGGACCUGCCCCGUCGGGAUCCCACUUCGACUUCUACGUUCGAUUCUUCUGCCCAAACCUGGGGGCCGAUGAGGAUCAUGUCUGUGGAAGUGCUCACUGUGCCUUGGCACCGUACUGGUCCGACAGGCUUGGGAAACACGACCUUGUCUCUUAUCAGGCAUCAGCAAGGAGUGGGGUGAUUAAUGUGCACCUGGACGAUAAGAAUCAGAGGGUUUUGAUUCGGGGGAAAGCUGUUGCCGUCAUGGAAGGUCAUGUUCUUGUCUGAAUUUCGAAUCUUGUUCUUCUAAAUGUGUUUGGAUCGAAAAACCUGAAUGAAUUAUUAUUAUGGCUGCGGAUCCUGGACUGAUCCGGCGAAGUUAGUCUGCUGAUUUGACGGAAUUAGCAUAUAUUAUACAUACAAUAUGUGUUAUAGAUAUGUUGGUAUAGUGUAUAUAUAUGUACACGUUGAUUACCUGUAUAGCUUAGUACUGCAAUUGGUUCUAAGAAUGUGGAAAACAAUGGUGGCAAAAUUGACAUAAUUUUAGCUUUAGUGUUACCACAUGGUUUUCUUAUCUGCAGAAAGUUUCACUCCCUGUUGAGUUCAUUAGGUUACAGUUAGAUAGAGGUUGGAUUUUUGGAAAAAUUUAAGAACAGUAAAAAUU
This is a messenger RNA of Andrographis paniculata, 1228 nucleotides long. RefSeq lists its product as uncharacterized. The record is from RefSeq and is a predicted model, not a curated record. Lineage: Eukaryota; Viridiplantae; Streptophyta; Magnoliopsida; Lamiales; Acanthaceae. Gene Ontology annotation, molecular function: isomerase activity. Gene Ontology annotation, biological process: biosynthetic process. Gene Ontology annotation, cellular component: cytoplasm.